This is a messenger RNA of Oncorhynchus nerka (sockeye salmon), 3611 nucleotides long. It is a transcript of the gene macc1, whose product is annotated as MET transcriptional regulator MACC1. Gene Ontology annotation, cellular component: cytoplasm. Lineage: Eukaryota; Metazoa; Chordata; Actinopteri; Salmoniformes; Salmonidae. Gene Ontology annotation, molecular function: protein binding. The transcript is spliced from 5 exons. Bases 168 to 2747 code for a protein of 859 amino acids. The record is from RefSeq and is a predicted model, not a curated record.
AGUCCCGGAAUACUUGUAGUUUCAAAGCAAACAGAAGCCGAGAGUUGUGGCGUGAAGGUGUAAAGAUAUGAUUUGGUUAGUGUCUAAAUAAGGCUAUGGCCGAAACCUUAUUACCAUGGAUCAAAAGUGAGAUUCCCCGACAUCUCUGAUACACAGUUUGGCGAGACAUGGUAAAUUUAAAGAUGGCAGCUGUCAGAGCAAAGUCAUUUCGUCGCCAAGGAAGUCUCAUUAGGAGCAAAUCUGAGGGGACGUUGAUUGAUCUAGAGGACACUGGAACGCUGAACAACAACAAUUUAAAUGGGAGCAGUUACAUAAUAAAUCAAGUGACAAAACAUUCUGAGUGGCCUGUGUUGCAGCCGGAGGUCAAACAUGGAAGGCAAACCACAAAUCCAUUCUGGAACAAACUGUCUAUAUCCAAUCCGUUUUUAGAUGACAUUUUACACACAAACAAUGACAAAACAUUAAGCAAUGCUGAUCUAUCAGUACAGAAAGAUGAACAUUCGACUCUGUUUGACAGUGAGAACUUUGACGCCAGUAGCACAUCUUCGGACGAAACAAACUUUGUCCAUUUUGCAGAUACGAAGCAAAAGAGCAUAAGACAAUCAGGGAGAUGGAGGAGUGCCUCGGAUAUUCUCGGCGACCAGGAGAGAAAGGAACCGAAAAGGGAAAACGGCCUCAAAUUGUCAGCAGGCCCAUUUCUGAAUGCAGAUUUUGAGUGGUUGAAAAAUGACCGGGAGGCGUACAAAAUGGCCUGGUUGAGUCACAGGCAGCUAACGAGGUCAUGUCUUGACCUAGGGCUGAUGAGUCAGAGUCCUGGAUGGGCCCAGACCCAAGCCACCGACUCUCAGAUAGUCUGCAAGAUAGGUCACAGCGGAGGGUCACUACAGUUACCAGACUCUGAUAUUACCGCCCAUAUCCCAGAGGGCCAUGUUCCUGCUGGGGAGGUUCAGGAGGUUGCACUGAAAGCCAUCCUGGAGCCCCCUCACGGGCUGAACAACAACUACAUGACAACCGUGAGUCCGCUCCUGGAGGUGAGUCUCAGCAACACGAGCGGAAAGGAAUCCAUCACGCUGGAAAUGAAAAUGGUCGCGGAGGUCAAGAAGGAUCCGAUAAGUCAGGUCAUGACCACAUUUGUGGGACUAGUGUCCAACAAGAGAGAGGGACCUUAUCAGAAAGUCAAGGACUGUUACAUUUACAAGAACAUCAUGCAGAUGAAUCUUCAAGACUUAAAGUCUAAUUUCUAUGUUAUUGUAGCCGCAGAGGCCUCGGUUAUCCAGCCCCCUGCUACAUCCGUUUGGGAUUACCUGGAUCGUCAAGUCACCGUCGCCGUUUAUGGCCCAAAGUAUAUCCAUCCAUCUUUCAAAGUGGUCGUGGUCGUCUCUUGCCACGAUAACGUUCCACCGAGGCUUCCGUUCUCAGAUAUCCACAGGGGCAACAGAAACUUGCCCCCCCUGGUGCUACAGCUCUGGGAGAAGCACCAGUUUAGCCCAGAGAGACUGAAUGACCUACACAUUGUGACUUCCAUCAUAGCGUCAAAGUUCAAAGUCAAAGCCCAGGAUAAAAGGAAAGAGGUGAAACAAGGGCUACUCAAACUGGGUAAAGUCAUUCACCUGCCUCUUGAGCUGGCCAAGAUGGGCAAUGGGGAGAUGGAUUCCUUUAAACUAUGCCUCCAGGUGAGGGAUUCAAACAGUGUCACAGUAGCAGAGUUCCAGGUGUCUUCCCCUGCAGCGGCACCUAUUCGCUCUGAAAAGCGAGAUCCCAUGCGAAACAAAAUGUGUCAAUCGCUAUCUAUACCGGAGGAAUCCGUCCCAGAGUUCCCCAAAUUCUGGACCAGACCUGUGAAGGUGCAGUGUUACGGGGUGGCACUGAAGUCAGUGCUCCGUCAACCGCGAGUGGAGUACCUCCUGGAGUACUUCAAGGGUGACACCGUGGCUCUCCUCUCCAGAGAGACCGUGAGGUCGGUGGGCCAGUCCAAAGUUAAAGAGUGGUACAUCGGCUUCCUCCGAGGCAGGACCGGCCUGGUCCAUAGCAAGAACGUCAAGCUCAUCACCCGAGACCAAGUGAUCGACUUCAACGGCACUGACUUCACCACCGAGACCCUCUUGGACAACAUGGCACUGCCGUUCAAGAAGCUCACCUACAUCUACUCAGACAUCCAGACACUGGUGACUGAACACAUCCCCAGCUGGAGGGGCUUCGCUGAUGCCCUGGGCUACUCGAGCUUGUUGCUGGACACAAUCACACGGAGACAUGCUGAAACAGAGGCCGAGAAGGUGGCCUGCGUGCUGGAGAAACUGAAGGAGGACUGCCACACUGAGAACAGCAAGAAGAAGUUCCAGCACAAGCUCAUGAUCGGUCUGUUGAAGAUGGACUCUCAGGCUCUAGUGGCUCAUCUGAUCCAGAACACAGUCAUCCUGUCCACAGCAGUGGAGCUGGGUAUCAGGUGGAGGGAGCUCGCUGAGAGGCUGGGGAAACUCUCCAGUGCUCAGAUCGCUGCUUACGAGGCACCACACCGGGGGAAGAGUGGAGAAGUUAGCGCCGUGUCUAUGUGGAAACCUGCCUAUGACUUCCUGUACUCAUGGAGCCAGCUGUACGGAGAGGGCUACCAGGACAUGAUCCAGGACCUCCACCUGGCCCUGGACAAGAUGAAGAGCCCAAUCACCAGGCAGUGGAGGCAGCUGACCGGGGCGCUAAUCGCAGUCAACUGUCUGGAGAUCCUCAGGGUCUCAGCCUUCCCCAAACCAUAGAACCAUAGAACCCCACUGAGGAGAAGAAUGAGCACGCUGGAGAGCUCACAUGGGUAACAACUGUAGAACUGAGGCCACAGAGGCCCUUCGAUCAAGCUUACUGCAGUUCCCACUAUCUUUGAAUACGGAGGUCCUUGUUACGAUGCAGAGGGGGAGGCGAAGAUGAAGUCAAUGUUUGUUCUUGUUCUGGUAUUGUGCCGUGUCUUUGCCCACUUUGUCAGAGUUUCUUCUUAGAGUUCAGUUCAUGUCGUAAACAUAAUUAUAGCUAUAUUUAAUUAUUCAUUGUGGCUAGACACUUAAACUAUAUUGCUAGAUUUUGUUCAUACAAAGCCAGAACCAGUGUACGAACAUAUAUCUCAGCCAUAUUAACCAAAUGUAUCUUUACAUGACUUUUAUAAAGGCUUCGUUUUGAUCAUUUGUCUAACAGAUAUCUGCUUCCUUUGACAUAAUUUCUUAAGACAAAACAGCAGAAACUAUAUUGAGGUCUGUUACUUUUGGGUUUUUCUGUUAGACACUAUGUGAUAGCGCUUGUUAUUGAUUUGACAUUAAUAGUAAGGCAACAUACAGUAGAGUUAGCACUUCCAGUUGUCACGGUUUUAUACCUUUUAUAUUACAAUGUUACAUUAAAUCCCCUGGUUUUUCAUUAUAUUUUACAUUUAUUUACGUUUAUUUUAGUUAAGGUUGGAAAGGAUUACAUUUGUUUUAUCUGCCAGAUCCAAUCCUCAGUAUUCAGAUUGCUAUUUUUUAACUCUGUGUCUUAAGCCCAUACACUGAAACCUUUUUCAGUGCAUUUAGUUUUGUCUACUUGAAAAUAGCAUAUAAUGUUAAAAUAUAUUUUAAAUAUGUAAUAUAAUGUAAAACAAC